GCACCCAAUUCUCUUCAGUUAAUUCACAUUCACAAUGGAAGUCGUGCAUGUCAGUGCAAAUUCUUAGCUUUUUACGACAAUUAACGGCGAAAAAGGCUAGAAUUUCGCACGUGUAAAAUGUAAAUAGCUAGUGUAAGCGACGCGCAAGAUGGAAAGAGACUCGUUUUGCGGCUAAAGAACGCUCAGUGCUUGUGAAUCGCCGACACAGUGAAAUCAUCGAAAUUCCGAGGUUGGUUCUCUCAGCAGUCUCUUCUUUUUUUAUUCUUUUACGUUUGGCAACUGCAAAAAUAAUGCCGUGCGUCGCCAGGGCUGCGUGUAGCUAACCCAGGGCAAAUCUGUUUUUCUGGUGUGCAGUGUUGAAUGUGGAGCACGAUCACGAAUCUGUUCGCCACUCGACAACCCGAAUCGCAACAACCAGAGCUCGGACCAUCCGCAGAGGAACAAGAAGAGCUGUCCACAGCCAUGGAACGGCCACUGCAACGCAGAUUGUCGGCCGCGAACCUGCUGUCCAGCAACGGCCAGCAAGAGGAGUCGUACGACCCCCGACAGGCAAAACAGAGGGCUUCCGUCAAGUGGCUGCUGUCCAAGGCUUUCAAUGGUCGGGUGCCGGACAAUUUACGAGAGCCGUUCUACAGAGACCACGAGGGUCAGUUCCACCUCAAACCCCACAUCACUCACACGCUGGCCAACGCGGAGCUUUACUGUCUCGCCCUCAGCAACAUCUACGCCGAUCCGAAUUUCCACAAUUUGAAUCACAGCGGCAUUGUGAACGCCCUCAUCAGAAAAGGAGUCACUCCCGAACCUCCCGGGCAAGACUGCCCCCUCACAGAGACCACCCUUUUUCAAACCAAUCCCCUGAGACUGAGUGCCCACUUGGCCAUAAUUGAGUCGAUGAUGGCCUUAUACGCCAAGGAAGUAGCCACACCAGACGCAGUUUCGGCUGCGAUCAUAAGGUUGUCACACCUUCACCAAGAGGAGGCUGUCGAGUUGCCAAAUCCAACCACCCCGCAGCAGAGUCUCCUGGCGUGGCUCAAUUGCAGUUCCAAAGUCAUGAACACAAGGCUGAAGCUGGACGGAGCAAACAAUUAUCAGCUAAUACCUGAGGUGCACAAUAUACAAGAUCUAUCCGACGGAGUGGCGCUGGCAGCCCUCGUGGCCCUUUACUGUCCGUCGGAGCUCCCCUGGGAGAACGUGCUGGUGCCUAAUUCCCAGCAGGGGACCGCCUCUGUUGGCCAGUCAGUCCAGAAUCUAAGUUUGGUGCAGCAAUUUUGCCAGGAGGCGUUGCCGAGCGAUUUGAUGCACAUGGCGCCAGAGGACGUCACCUAUUUACGAAGUGGUGAUGGGUUUGACGACGACGACGAGUUCCUUGAUGCGAUGGACGCGUACGAGGCGCGGGCGUCCUACUCUCCACCUGCCGCUGGCGGCUCCUCCACAGCACUAGCAAUGCUGUCCUGUGCUCAUUCCUGUCGAAGGAGGCCACCCUCCGAACAUCACAGCUCGAUGAACAUGAAUCUUCUUGCAUUCCUCGCAGACAUGUUUAACGUGAUGGAAAUUCAUCCAGCCAAAUGUGUGUGCUUCCCUGGCUCUGGCAGCCUCUCUUUGAAAGACCCUCGCAACAAUCAAGGUGUGGGUCACAGGCGAAGUCUCUAUGGGUCUCAGGUCAUCUCCCCCAUUCCUGACCUGAGAAGCAACCUGUCUCUACCACACCCCACAGUGACCAAGUCAGCUUCAAGUUUGAGCAACCCAAGUUCUGGUUCUACUCCUGUGGUCCAAAUGACAAGUUCAUCCCUUCGACGUACUAUGUCCUUGCACCACACCCCUGCACCAGAUCAAAACUUAGGAGAUGAAAGUAGGGAAAUGUUCGUCGUUCACAAAAGCAGAGCCGUUCCAACUCUGUUGAGGAGUCGGGACGAGUCGGACGAGAGGCACCUUCCAGCAGCUGGCAAGCCCAGCAAUUGGGAGCAGGUCAGCAGACGCUCAAGCACGCCUCAGCACACCCCGCAGCCAAAUUCCACAGAACGGCCGGUUGAAAAGUCGUUGGCGGGCAGAAGGUCGAGACGCAACUCAAUCAACGCAGAGGAAUCUCAGCUGACUGUCGAGAACUUCGGCGGCUCGCAAGAUAACCUGCAAUUCAUCGGACGGAAUCCGGACAAGGAUGUGGCCGUGCACGUGGGCCGAAGGUUAGACAUGACCAUUGAAAAACCAGCACCAAUCAAAAACCUGCACAACAUGACCUCCCUCGAGAUGAAUAGUUCGUUUUCAGUUCAGCAUGCUAGUAAUUCUACCCCUAUCACCCCCACCAUAAACAAUGGCACUAGAACAUACAAUGGUGAUUCUGACUCUGAAAACGUCCGGCCAACCAACUUUGCCGAAACGUCACGACAAAACACACAAAAUUCCCAGCAGGCUUUUGACACACCAACCAAGAUUAGGUCUGCUGAGAAGAAAACUGCCACCUUUGCUGAUUUGCCAAACACAACCACCUGGAGGCAGCAGCAACAACAACAGCACCAGCAGCUUCCCUUCAACGAGGCCAUACCUACCCAAGAAGAGGGACAAGUGAUGGCCACUCAACUGCACAACAUUCGGUUGAAGCUGGAGGAGAAGCGGCGCCACAUUGAAAAUGACAAAAUGAAAACAGAAAUGGCUCUCAGCAAGCAGAGGCAAAAAGUAGGAAAGGCUGCAUUUUUACAGGCUGUAACAAAGGGAAAAGCGGUGGAGGCAGGGAAUGAAUCCGUUCAGGUUAAAGAUCAAGAUAGGAAAUCGCCUCAGCGGCAGCCGGCCACUAGACCAGUUUCUUUAAAGGAAAUCAACGAUGAUGUGAUAGCUGUGGAAAGUCGAUGGCUUUCCCAGGAAGGCAUUCCACAACACAAAGUGCCACCAGAGGAUCCUAGAACCCCAGAUUUGGAACACAUGGAUAUUGAAUCUUAUCACAAUUCAUUGGUCCAGAUGAAUUCCAGUUUAAAAGACCUGCAGGCAGACAUUCAGCGCCUAGCAUCUAGGCAGCAACACAUUCACCAUGUUUUGGAGCAACGACCCCAGUCCAUGUCUCCUCAACCUCCCCAGCAGCAGCAGCAGCAACAACAACAACAACAGAUGCAGCAGCAGCAACAACCUCCCCAUCAGUCAGAGUUCUACCUGCACUCUGGGCACCCGCAACCCCAAUACAUUCCUCCCCAACAACCCCAGCAACCCAAUUACAACACUUACAACCCCUACAACCCUCACAACCAGUACCAGCAGCCCCAAUACCAGCCCACCCCUCCUCCGAGGCGCACCUGGGCCUCUCCGAAUCCGAUGCCAAUUCCGAUGCAGCAGCAGCAGCAACCCCAGGGCCCACCCCCUGGACCUGCUGGAGACGGAUACAUCCCUCACAAUGCGUGGGUUGACCCUGGGCGCCAGAACAUCCCCAAGUACCCGCAACCCCAGCACUACUCUGCGCCUCAGCAGCACCACCCCCAAAAUACUCCACCCGGUGGCGGAGGCUUCAUGCUCCACCCUGCAUCUUCAAACUCGUCGUCCAACCAGAUGUCGUACUCGCUGCACAACGGCAGCAACACUGCUUCGCCACAGCACAGGAACACUUUGAACAGGCUGAACCAGAUGAUGGGCCAGCAACAAGCGCCCCACGUCACAACAGUGCCAAUCCCAGGUCCCCCGGUCGACGACCCAAUGGCGCCUCAGCCGAUUGCCUUCAUCGGAACGCCUGAGAACCGACUUACUUUCAACAAAGAAAGUGGAGAUGUCAUGGAGGACGUGAAUGUGAACAUCCAAAGGCUGAAUAUCACUUCAGGCUCAAGGACGUAUCGGCUUCCCUCCCCCACAAGGCCCAUUUCCAAAGGACGUCCUGCCUAUCAAACUGCCAAGCCCGAUGAGGAAGAGGAGGAAGGUGAAGACGUUGCACCUCCGCAGACUCUCAAAGACGGCGUGGACGCUGACAAGGGUUUCUACGUCAGUUUCGACGAGCCACCCAAGCGUCCAAAACCACCUCUCAGAACCAAGAAGGUUGCCAAAAAGCAGCAGGAACUGAUGCAGCAGCAGAUGCAGAACGAUUACGAAAUGGCAGCUGGCUCGUCAGGCUCGUCCUCGUUGGCGUCGCGACUCUCCCCUCAACCGGGCAUUGGCAGGACCAUGCCCAGACCCUCCCCCACUCCUCCUUCGACUCCCAGCGUCCAGCAGUAUUCCAUUGAAGCGACUGAUGAAGAAAUCAGUGUACAAAUGACGCCUGUGGCCGUUGCUGGCGAAGGCAUCAGCGGCUUAGGACUUGUGAUAGGAGACAUUGCUGCUCCAGAUCCUGGUGCUUUGGACGCCAUGGAGAAGAAGAAGGAGAAAAUUCUGUUGGCGUCGUUGAGGAGGAGGCAACAGCAGGAGGAGAACAAGGCCAGGAAAGAGCUGGCGGCGAGUCUUGCCAAGGAGAGGGAGCAGACGAGGGAAGAAAGACAGGCCAUGAAGCGGGAGGAAGACAGGUUUAGAAGGGCACAAAUUCUACAGCAGUAUAAACUGAAGAAAACCAUCGAAGAAGCCGAGAGAGAAGGCAAAGUGAUAGAUAAGGCUGAACUGCAGCGUCUUCAGGCAAUGUGUUCGACUCCUUCGUCUCCCUCUUCUGCCACUUCGAACGCCAGUUCCGGCGGUCCUCGCAUGAGGAACAAAACUCCAGGCACCACUCCAAGGCCCAGACCCAAAACCAUUCACAUCGAGAGAGGUCAAGACGGCAGCAACGGUGACGAACCCGACAACCGGCAAUUCGGUUUCCGGAGACAAGGCUCAGCCACCAACCUGGCCGAUUCUGCGAGUUACGGAGGACACAACACGAUGCGUCGGGCUGCCGGAUAUCGCGGUUCGCAAGACAAUCUCACCACCACACGAAGGAACUCUAUGUACAACAGAGAAUCCUCCGAUGACGGAAGAGGCACCUCAAGAGGCACCUCUCCGUCGCGCAUCGGUCGUCGAGGGUCGUACCGAACCUCUCGAGGAUCAAGCACUGAUCAGGACAGCUUGGCUUACCCUCGCUUCGGCGACACUGACUCUGGCCUCGGCAGGGCCACUCCUCCUCGCCGGGCCCCGUCUCCGGGAAUGGGCGUUCCGCGCCACCUUCCCUCCCCGUCAGGUCCAGGCUCCCUCCCUCCAGGUCUCAUGUCCAAGAGAAGACCCUUCGAUGACGCAUCAAGUGACAUUUCCAGUGCCAGCUCAAUGAUGGAAUACACAGGUCCCCGACUUUACCGCCAACCAGCAACCAAAUCAAACCGAGGCAUCAUGCUGAACGCCGUCGAGUACUGUGUCUUCCCAGGAGUUGUGAACCGCGAGGCCAAGAGGCGCGUGCUCGAGGAGAUCGCGCGUUCCGAGAGCAAGCACUUCCUCAUCUUGUUCCGCGACGCCGGCUGCCAGUUCAGGGCCCUCUACUCGUACUGCCCGGACAGGGACGAGGUCCUCAAGCUGUACGGCACCGGUCCACGCCAAGUCACUGAAAACAUGUUAGAUAAAUUCUUUAAGUAUAAUAGUGGUGGCAAAUGCUUCUCCGUAGUGCACACCAAACAUCUGACUGUGACCAUAGACGCCUUCACCAUUCACAACUCACUGUGGCAGGGCAAGAAAGUGAGUCUCCCUAGUAAACGUGAUAUGGUUCUCGUUAUUUAAAAUUGUCGCUCCUCAAGAAGAAAAACUGCUGCUCCCGAGAGAAUUGAUUGAAUUGAUUACGAAAAACAGAUUUUAAAACGAGUGAGUUACACUCUAAAAUGAAAUUCACACUACUUUGACGGGGCGGAUUAUUUUUAUUUUUAACUUGCCAAAAACUGGAAACUCAACAAGAAAUGAAUAAUAUUAAUAAAUAGCAUUUUUUUUCCGUGUGACGAGAGAUGUCGCUUCUCAGCUGCUGUCGUGUCUUGCGAAGUAUUAUCCGACUCGCAUCCAGUAUUAAUAAAAUUAGUGUAAUUCACGCUGAUUGUCAUGAUCAAUCGAUUUAUAUCAUUUGGUUGGCUGUAAUGAGCACAAAAUCAGCCUGCAAACUGUUCGGUUAGAGAAGAAAUUUGAUACGCGCAUUGGAGAUGUCAUUCCUUAUCUGUGAGAAUUUGCCUAAAUCUGAUUCCAAUUUUGUUACUGACGAAUGAGUGCGGUGGAGUUUCUUUUUGUUUUGAAAAAUCAAAGUAACACGCGAAUCUAACUGUGUGAAAAGAGAGAGAACUAUAUUUCGCCGUAGAGCUAAUUUAGCGUCAUUUCGGGUGGAAGAAGAAGAAAAAACCACCACUAACUAAAUAAAUACACUUACUAAAGAAAGCAAGAAAGAACUGUUGUUGAUAUUGAAUCUACUUUUGUAAUUCCAGGCUCGGUUGUUUGUUUUUAAUCAAUUCACAAUGAGAGUUUAGCCAUAUUAUUUUUGUCACCUUCUCUGUUAAUUUAUUUAACCUCUCCUCCUGCUCCGUGUACUAUUUUUAACUUUUAUUUUUGCGAUGGUGCAAAUGAACUAGUUGGAAAAAUCGUAGAAAAAAUGCGAGAUGCGAGCCUGCAAUUAUCAAACGGGACAAACGAGGUCCGCUGCUAAUUAUACUUCUACUACCAAAUCGAAAAAGACAGUUUAUUAAAAAUGAGAAAGAAAGAUGGUGCUUUGGGACAUUGUAACUUUUGUGUACCUCUGGCGAUUUAUAUUUUGAUUUUUGUCAUCCAGAGUUCUCAUUAAUAUUCUACGAUAAUUAUGUAAUUAAUUUCCGUCAAAACUGAUGACGAAGAAAAUGUUAUUACUAAAAAAGAUACCAUCCUAUUAAAAACAAUAAAAUAUUAAUACAGAUGAAAUGAAA
This is a messenger RNA of Neocloeon triangulifer, 6788 nucleotides long. RefSeq names its product patronin (gene Patronin). The transcript is spliced from 25 exons. Gene Ontology annotation, biological process: neuron projection development; negative regulation of microtubule depolymerization; cytoplasmic microtubule organization. NCBI's taxonomy places the organism in Eukaryota, Metazoa, Arthropoda, Insecta, Ephemeroptera, Baetidae. Gene Ontology annotation, cellular component: microtubule minus-end. The coding region runs from base 361 to 5634 and encodes 1757 amino acids. The record is from RefSeq and is a predicted model, not a curated record. Gene Ontology annotation, molecular function: spectrin binding; microtubule minus-end binding; calmodulin binding.